AUGGCGAAGAACCUCAACUCUGUCAGCUUUACCGUCCUCUUGCUUGUCCUCUUAACGGCUUCCACCGGGAUCCUCAAGAGUGAGGCUCAAACAUGCUCCACGUUCUUAGACGAGUGCGGGCCAGCUCCGUUCCUAGGUACAAAUGCUGAUUGCUUUAAGUGUUGCAAAUACACAUACGGGAGUCCUCCAGCCUGUAAAGGGCUUGUUGAGGGAAGCGACAAACACUGCCAUUGCUACCAAAAUCCGUAA
Messenger RNA from Camelina sativa (false flax), 249 nucleotides. Lineage: Eukaryota; Viridiplantae; Streptophyta; Magnoliopsida; Brassicales; Brassicaceae. The record is from RefSeq and is a predicted model, not a curated record.